Molecule: messenger RNA, 3606 nt
Organism: Tachyglossus aculeatus (Australian echidna)
Lineage: Eukaryota; Metazoa; Chordata; Mammalia; Monotremata; Tachyglossidae
Gene: TRAPPC11
Product: trafficking protein particle complex 11
Exons: 30
Coding region: 108-3512 (1134 amino acids)
Source: RefSeq, a predicted model, not a curated record
CCUGUGAGGACCUGAGGCGCGGGGACGGGACGGGACGGGACGGGCGUCCUCCACACACACCCCCCCCGAUAGGCGCUCAGUACGUACCGGUGCGGGAAGCGGCCGGCAUGAGUCCCACCCGCUGGGACUUCCCGGUGGAGCUGUGCUGCCGGCCGAUGGCCUUCGUCACCCUCACGGGCCUGGACGUCGUCUACAACGCCGUGCACCGGGCGGUGUGGGACGCCUUCUGCGCCAACCGGAGGGCCGACCGCGUUCCCAUUUCCUUCAAAGUGCUCCCCGGGGACCACGAGUACCCCAAGUGCAGGCCCAAGAGGACCUCCUACGAGUGGUACAUCCCCAAGGGGAUCCUGAAGACCAGCUGGAUGAACAAACACCUGACCCUGGUGCCGGCCCUCGUGGUGGUCUUCUACGAGCUGGACUGGGACGAGCCCCAGUGGAAGGAGAAGCAGUCCGAAUGCGCCACCCGAGUGGAGAUCGUCAGGCAAAGUUUGCAAGGAAGAAACACCAAAGUUGCCGUGGUCCUGAUCCAGAAGAAGACGCCCCUGCCCCCGGGGGAAGACGUCAUCGCCUCAGAAAGGGCAGCAGCUCUGUGUAACGCCUGCGAACUGUCCGGAAAGUCGCUCUUUGUCCUGCCUCACACGGAUCACCUGGUCGGUUACAUUAUAAGAUUGGAAAACGCCUUCUAUGAGCACGCCCAGACGUAUUACUACACCGAGAUUCGGAGGGUGAAGUCGCACAAGGAAUUCUUGAACAAAACCACCCAUCAGCUCUUAUUCGUCAGACAUCAGUUCAAAAUCGCCUUCUUCAGCGAACUGAAGCAAGAUUCCCAGAAUGCCUUAAAAAACUACCGGGCCGCCUACAAUCUCAUCCACGAGCUCAGGGCCCAUGAAACCAACAUGCUGGAAAUCAAGACUCUGGCUGGGUACAUCAGUUACAAGAUCUGCCGCCUGUGCUUUCAGCAUAACACUCCGCUGGACGCCAUCGCCCAGUUCAGGAAGCACGUAGACCUGUGCAAGAAAAAAAUUGGCAGCGCAGAGCUGGCCUUCGAGCACGCCGCCUGGAUGUCCAAACAAUUCCAAGCCUUCGGAGACCUCUUUGACGAGGCCAUCAAGCUGGGCCUGACGGCCAUCCAGACGCAAAACCCUGGCUUUUAUUACCAGCAGGCUGCCUAUUACGCGCAGGAACGCAAGCAACUGGCCGGCAGCCUCUGUCACCACCAGCCUCCCGUGGCGUAUCCCAGUCCCGAUCCCCUGGAAACGCAAACCGGAGUGCUGGAUUUUUACGGGCAGAGACCCUGGCGACAAGGAAUUCUGAGUUUCGACCUUUCCGACCUGGAGAAAGAAAAGGUUGGCAUUCUUGCCCUGCAGCUGAAGGAGAGGAACGUCAUCCACUCGGAAAUAAUCAUCGCUCUUCUGAGCAAUGCCGUUGCCCAGUUUAAGAAGUAUAAAUGUCCGAGGAUGAAGAGUCAUUUAAUGGUUCAAAUGGGAGAAGAAUACUAUUACACCAAAGACUACACGAAGGCCUUGAAGCUGCUGGACUACGUGAUGUGCGACUAUCGGAGCGAGGCGUGGUGGACCCUGCUCACGUCCAUACUGACCACGGCGCUCAAGUGCUCCUACCUGAUGGCCCAGCUGAAGGACUACGUCACCUACUCUCUCGAACUGCUCGGCCGAGCUUCCACCUUAAAAGAUGACCAGAAGUCUCGGAUCGAAAAGAACUUGAUCAGCGUGCUGAUGAACGAGAGUCCCGAGCCGGAGCCGGACUGCGAUCCCCCGGCCGUGGCCGCCGCUCAGAAGCUCUGGUCCGACCGCGUGUCGCUGGCGGGCGGCAACGUUUUCUCCAUCGGAGUCCAGGACUUUGUCCCCUUCGUGCAGUGCAAAGCCCAAUUCCUCGCCCCCAGCUUCCACGUGGACGUGCCCGUUGAGCUCGCCGUCUUCCUGAAGGCCGACUGUCCCCGCCCGGUCCGGUUUUCCAAGCUUGGCGUCAGCUUUAACAACCAGGAAUACAACCAGUUCUGUGUGAUGGAAGAAGCUUACCAGGCCAGCGACGUUUUGGAAAACUCGACCCAGGGGACGAUGUGCCUCGUUCCGGGGAAAACCAGGAAGUUUGCCUUCAGAUUCGCGGCCAGGACCGAGGAUGUGGGAAAGAAGAUUGAGAUGGCAUCGGUGGACUUGGUGCUGGGCAGCGACACGGGACGAUGUGUGGUUCUCACCUGGCAAGGCGGUGGGGGAGACGCCGCGUCGGCGCAGGAGGCCUUGCAGGCGGCGCGGUCUUUCCGCCGGCGGCCCAAGCUGGCGGACGGCGAGGUGCACUGGGACAGCGUCGCCAUCCAGGCCGGCACGAUGAUCAUCUCCCGAGUUCCCAACGUGUCCGUCCAGCUCCGCCACGAGCCUCCGGCUCUCACGAACGAAAUGUACUGUUUGGCCGUGGUGAUCCAGUCCCGGGAGACGACGCCCAUCCGCGACGUGAAGCUCACCGCUGGCUUAAAACCAGGGCAGGACGCCAACCUGACUCAGAAAACUCACGUGUCCCUCUGUGGGACGGAGAUGUGUGACGAUUCCUACCCCGCUUUGCUUCCCGACAUUCCCGUUGGAGCGCUUCAGCCGGGGGAACGGCUGGAGAAGACGCUGUUCGUCCGCUGCGGGACGGUGGGCUCCAGGAUGUUCCUGGUGUCCGUCUCCUACCUGAUAGACGUGGCCGUGGAGGGCGGAGAGGUCACGUGCAGGUGUCACCGGGACGAGACCGUGACGAUCGAAACGGUGUUCCCGUUCGACGUGGCCGUGCGAUUCGUCUCCACGAAGUUCGAGCACCUGGAGAGGGUCUACGCCGACGUCCCCUUCCUGCUCCUGACGGACAUCCUGAGUGCCUCCCCGUGGGCCCUCACCGUGGAGUCCAGCCGGCUGCAGCUGGCGGCGGCCACCGCGCCGGUGGAUGGGCUGGAGUCGCACGUGGAGCAGGUUCUCCUCCAGACGGGCGAGAGCGCCAGCGAAUGCUUCUGCCUUCGGUGCCCGCCACCCGGCAACGCCGACGGAGGGGUGGCCACCGGCCAGUACAUCAUCUCCUGGAGGAGGAGCUCGGCCUUGGAGAGGGUCCCCGUGGUCAGCACGGCCAUCACUCUGCCCCACGUGAUCGUGGAGAGCAUCCCCCUCCACGUGAACGCAGAUCUUCCUCCUUUCGGGCGGGUGCGGGAGUCCUUUCCGGUGAAGUAUCACCUGCGCAACCAGACCAGCCUGGUCCAGGACGUGGAAAUCUCCGUGGAGCCGAGCGACGCCUUCAUGUUCUCGGGCCUGAAGCAGAUCCGGCUGCGCAUCCUCCCCGGCACGGCGCAGGAAAUGCUCUACAACUUCUACCCGCUGACGGCCGGCUACCAGGAGCUGCCGGCCCUGCGCGUCAGCCUGCCCCGCUGCCCCGCCGCCUUCCCCCACCAGCUGCUCAGGCGCCUCAUCCCCACCUUCGUCUUCAUCAAGCCGCAGGGCCGACGGGGGGACGACGCCUCCAUCGCCGCCGCGUGACCUCGGGCCGUGUCCAGGUCCGUUCCGGAGUCGUCGCCGACCGGGGCCGGGCUGCUCGUCCCUUCGAGGCCCGGACUGCCGCGGGAGAAGCCCU